AUGUACUUCUCUGAUAAUGAAUAUUAUUCCUUUGUCGAGUCAAUAAAAGAUCUUCAUAAUUUUACUAUCUUACAACAGUAAUCCCUGACAGAUAAUACAAAAGUUUUGAUGUCUUUAAACAAUUCUUAUCAAAAUAAUGCUCAAUCCAUUCUUAAAUUACUUCUUUAAGGAAUUGGUUAAAAAUAAUAAGAAAGAAGUGAAAAAAUUUUAGAGAUUGACUUAAGAGAUUGUCCUGAGAUAGUAAUAUAUAUUAUUUAUUGAUAUAGUUAGAAACACACUUUUAGAAUAGUUUAAAUCAAAUUUAAAACAAAAAUAAAGAGAUAAUUGACAAAUUAUUAAUUUGUUAAUAAAAAAUAGAAUUUAGAUCAAAAAGAUAGAAAUGUUUGUAAAAAAAUGCUUCAUGGGAAUUGGCUUUAAAAGAUGAAGUAGAAAUGAUGAGGAAAAAAACUUAAUAACUUAAUGAAACUUUAUAAUAGGUAAUAAAUACAAAUUUAUUAAACUUGUAAAUAGCAUUCUAUAAAAAUAUAACAUGA
Molecule: messenger RNA, 533 nt
Organism: Paramecium primaurelia
Lineage: Eukaryota; Ciliophora; Oligohymenophorea; Peniculida; Parameciidae
Source: the annotation of a GenBank genome assembly